Molecule: messenger RNA, 2434 nt
Organism: Labeo rohita (rohu)
Lineage: Eukaryota; Metazoa; Chordata; Actinopteri; Cypriniformes; Cyprinidae
Gene: shmt2
Product: serine hydroxymethyltransferase 2 (mitochondrial)
Exons: 12
Coding region: 110-1609 (499 amino acids)
Biological process (GO): tetrahydrofolate interconversion; purine nucleobase biosynthetic process; folic acid metabolic process
Cellular component (GO): cytosol; nucleus; BRISC complex
Molecular function (GO): protein homodimerization activity; mRNA 5'-UTR binding; zinc ion binding
Source: RefSeq, a predicted model, not a curated record
CCCAUGAGCACUCGCGCUUAUCGUCAAUCCGCUGCUGUCAUUAAGGCGACGGACAAAAACGUGCGAACGCAAAAACCUGCUGGAACCGGAGAAGUUGACUUGCUUUACCAUGUUGACAUUGACAUUGAGACAGCUGAUCAGGCCCGUGUGCCGGCGCGUUACGGCCACGGCCGGCGUCAGAUCCCAGCAUUCGGCGGCGGCGUUCGCCGACGACGAGCGCUCGUGGACGGGACAGGAGAGUCUGGCUCAGGACGACCCGGAGAUGUGGGACCUUCUGCAGAAGGAGAAGGACAGACAGUGCCGAGGACUGGAGCUCAUCGCCUCUGAGAACUUCUGCAGUCGUGCGGCUCUUGAGGCUCAAGGUUCGUGUCUCAACAACAAGUACUCUGAAGGAUACCCGGGAAAAAGGUAUUACGGCGGUGCGGAGGUGGUUGAUCAGAUCGAGUUGUUGUGUCAGAAGAGGGCGCUGGAGGCGUUUGACCUCGACCCGGCGCUGUGGGGCGUCAAUGUUCAGCCCUACUCCGGAUCUCCAGCUAAUUUCGCCGCUUACACGGCCGUCCUGAACCCUCACGAGCGCAUCAUGGGCCUGGACCUGCCCGACGGCGGACAUCUCACUCACGGAUACAUGUCUGACGUCAAGCGGAUCUCGGCCACCUCCAUCUACUUUGAGUCGAUGCCCUACAAACUCAACACUAAAUCCGGUCUGAUAGACUACGAUCAGAUGGAGUUGACGGCUCGACUCUUCCGACCCAAACUCAUCAUCGCCGGCACCAGCGCUUACGCUCGCCUCAUCGACUACAGCCGCAUCAAGAAGCUGUGCACCGAGCUGAACGCGUACAUGCUGGCGGACAUGGCUCACAUCAGCGGGCUGGUGGCCGGGAAAGCCAUUCCCUCGCCGUUCGAACACUCCGACCUCGUCACCACGACCACCCACAAAUCGCUGCGAGGAUCCAGGGCGGGGCUUAUAUUCUACCGUAAGGGCGUGCGCUCGGUGGAUAAGAAGGGCAAGGAGGUCAUGUACGACCUGGAGGAGAAGGUCAACUUCUCUGUGUUCCCUUCACUUCAGGGCGGCCCGCACAAUCACGCCAUCGCCGGCGUCGCCGUGGCUCUCAGACAGGCCACGACGCCCAUGUUUCGUGAAUACGUCGCUCAGGUUCUGAAGAACUCCAAGGCCAUGGCCGACGCGCUGCUGAAGAAGGGCUACACGCUGGUCUCGGGAGGAACCGAUAAUCAUCUGGUUCUGAUGGACCUGAGGCCUCAGGGGAUGGACGGAGCGCGUGCGGAGCGGGUUCUGGAGCUGGUGUCCAUCACGGCCAACAAGAACACCUGUCCCGGAGACAAGAGCGCGCUGACGCCCGGCGGCCUGAGACUCGGAACCCCUGCUCUCACGUCCCGCCAGUUCAAGGAGUCUGAUUUCCAGCAGGUGGUGGAUUUCAUCGAUCAGGGCAUCAAGAUCGCUCUGGACGUCAAGAAGAAGACCAAAAAACUGUCAGAUUUCAAGAGUUUCCUGCUGGAGGACGCAGAGACGGCGUCUCGUAUCGCUGAUCUGCGCGGUCGCGUGGAGGCUUUCGCCCGUCCGUUCCCCAUGCCUGGAUUCCACGACCAUUAAAGCAGCCGAUCCUGGUAACCAGGAGCAGAUCAACCGUUAGACCUGCGAACAUGCGUGUUUUUUCUUUUUUUUUGUUUGUUUGUUUUUUGUUUUGUUUUUUUUAGGUUUAGCUUUAAGAUCAAUCACUACAUUAAUAAUCAUUUGCUGGAACUAAAGUCUUAAAACAACCAGUAGUGCGCAUAGACUCUGACGUGAACGUUCACAGCACAGCUCCAGAAUCCGGACGGAUCGAACGAGAUGGAACGGAACGCGCUGGACGGUUUGUGACGGUAGAUUCAGUGACAUUAGAAGCGAGUUUCCCUGCUGCGGAUGAUUUAUUCCUCACGUAUGAUCCUUUUUUGCUGUUCAGGACUCGACUAACAUCUUUAUCUUACAUUUGGAGCGAGGAACAAAGAUUUCUAACAGACUAAUGAUGCUAAAUGUUUACAGACUGCGAUUCUCAUUUUCGUUCUGAGCCGUUUUUCUACUUGCGUUCUUCUCCUCCUUUGAUAAUCGAAGCUGUUUUGUAAAUGUACAGUAGUGUGUGUAAAGACUGUAACUGUGUUGUUGGAGUUUGUAUGGGUCGGCUCUCAUCUCGAGCGAUUUCUGAGCGUUUACCGCAGUGGCGUACGGCGCGAUUGUGAACAAACGCGCUGGUAUCGAUAAAUACUUUCAGCCUCUUCUUCACGUUGCACACGUCUGCAAUCCUCCACCUUCAUUCUCCUGGAUUCUGCCUGACAAAACACCUUUUUAUCACAAAAUGAUUCUUUUUAAAUGGACAGAUCUUUACAAAUGAUUUUCUAAAAACCUCUAAUCCCAAUAAAAUCGUGCCGUAGGAAAAUGCAA